AUGGGAUGUUCGGACGGUGACGGCUUGUGGUCAGGCACGCUGGGUUCGGAGGCGGUGAACUUGAUGCUGCUACAAGGCGAAGGUCGGGAGCGGCCGGGGCCCGCGAUGGAGGACGACUGCUCGGUGCGGCCCUGCGCCACUGACUUCUCGAUUGCUGCCAUCAUGGCCCGGGACAGGCAAGAGAGGCGAGAGAGGCGGAGGCACAGAGACCCCAGGGAGGACACUCUUACACCGCUAGAGAAGUUUGUGGACGCCACCGCGUCGGCUUCGGGGUCGCCGUCGCCGCCGUUGGCCGAAUUCGAACGUGAUUCCCCCGUGGACGUGUCCUCGACGUCCGAAGCCGGCUCCGCCAGCGGGGCUCCCAGCGGCUCAAGGGCCCUCUCGCCCUCGCCCCGCAACCCCCAGCUGGUAGAGCGCUGGUCGAGCGAAGAGAUGAGGCACAUCCAAUGCCACCUCGAGACAAAGGAGCUGUGGGACAAGUUCAAUGAGCUGGGCACCGAGAUGAUCAUCACGAAGACCGGAAGGCGCAUGUUCCCGACGGUGCGCGUGUCGUUCGGCGGGUGCCGCGCGGAGGCGCGGUACGCGGUGCUGCUGGACGUGGUGCCGGUGGACGGCAAGCGGUACCGGUACGCGUACCACCGCUCCUCGUGGCUGGUGGCCGGCAAGGCGGACCCGCCCGCGCCCGCGCGCCUCUACCCCCACCCCGACUCGCCCUUCGCCGGCGACCAGCUGCGCAAGCAGGUCGUCUCCUUCGAGAAGGUCAAGCUCACCAACAACGAGAUGGACAAGAACGGACAGUUGGUGUUGAAUUCAAUGCACAAAUAUCAGCCGCGUAUCCACCUAGUGCUGCGGCGGGAGGGCGCCAUCAACGCGCCGAUCGUCGACCUCGAACAGGAAGAGUUCAAGACCUUCAUAUUCCCCGAGUGCGUUUUCACAGCGGUCACCGCGUACCAGAACCAACUGAUCACAAAACUGAAAAUCGACAGUAAUCCGUUUGCCAAGGGAUUUCGGGACUCUUCACGUCUCACUGAAUUCGAGAGAUUCUAUAUCACUGGAGAGCACGAACGAACAUCGGUCUUCGAUGACGCGCGCUACGGUGCCCCCAACCCUAGGGAGACGAUGGAGUCGAUGCUGGCGGAGCAGCACUACCUGCGCUCGCCGCUGCGCCCCUUCGACCUGGACCAGCACAACAACAACCUGACGCUGGAGGAGAAGGCGAUACUGGCGGCGCGCUCGCAGCUGUUCCUGCGCGCGGCGUACCCCCUUUACGGAGUGCCGGCGGCCGCCUUGUGGGGCCAGUGGGCCUGCUUAGCGCCACAGCUUCUAGCGCAGCAGCACCUCGCAUCUGGCUCAGGGCUGCAGCUGCCGCGACCCGUUUAUCCGGGCGGUGUGCCGGCAGGGCUGUCACAGCACCGCUUCUCGCCCUACCCGCCACGCCGUUCGUCGCCCGGCUCCUCGCCGGACUCCAUCCGCGACGCCAGCCCUCACCCGCUGCCCCCGCACCCGCCGCACACCCCUCACCCGCCGCACAGUCCAACU
Iphiclides podalirius (scarce swallowtail) is the source of this 1539-nucleotide messenger RNA. NCBI's taxonomy places the organism in Eukaryota, Metazoa, Arthropoda, Insecta, Lepidoptera, Papilionidae. The record is from the annotation of a GenBank genome assembly.